ACCAGUGCCCAGUGUAGCUGCACCACUGCCCAGUGUCCAGACUCCACCACUGCCCAGUGUCCAGGCUCCACCACUGCUCAGAGUCCGGGCUCCUUCAGCUGCACCAGUACCCAGUGUCCAGGAUCCUUUAGAUACACCAGUGCCCUCAGCAAUGGCUGUUGACGAACACUGCAUUCCUGGAAUGGACCGGGUGGAUGCGUUGGCAGAGUGUCUGGUGGAGCUGCGCACACAGACAAGCCUCACACUUACCAACCAACAAGUUGCGACCAUUGUGGGUCUGUGGCAGAACCUGGACAAAUUUGAUAAAGACAGGGUGGUGUAUGCUGCUCGUCAUCAAGACAGGCUACUUACAGGACGUUUUAGGUCCCCAAAAAAGAAAGCUGUCUUCACUCCUGGUGUCGACAGCACAAAAAGGUGUGUUUUGGGUUCUAGCGGCUCUCCAGCACAGUGGCCUAAUUGCUGUCGCCUUGUUGAAAUGAUUUUCAUAAGGUUAUGUAACAUCCACCGAAGCCCCAAGAAACAGCGGACAGAAUGUCUGUCUAGAUGGGAUCUCAUUCUUCGUGAUUACAGAAAAAUUCGGCAGCUAAUCCUGAACAAUGGAACGGUGAUGAGUGACACAACCCUUCAGCUAGUUGAGGUAAAUCAGAGGACCCUUACGACAUGGCACAAUAACCGUUUAAAGGGUCAGGAGGUCUCCUUGCUGUUGCAAGGGCUGGACCUUCCAGAGGCACGUCCAGUGGCUUUGGAUGUUUUGCCUCCAGCACGAGUACAGCCUGUUGUGCCUCCACAAUAUAGCCACCAGUUGCAUACCUACCAGAUGCCACCAGACACAGCUGGACAGGCAAAGACAAAGUUUAGAAAGAUUGCGCCCUCAGCUACCUAUGUUUCUGGUGCCCUGCCCAGCCCCAUUUUCCACCAUUAA
Messenger RNA from Carassius auratus (goldfish), 922 nucleotides. RefSeq lists its product as uncharacterized. The record is from RefSeq and is a predicted model, not a curated record. Lineage: Eukaryota; Metazoa; Chordata; Actinopteri; Cypriniformes; Cyprinidae. The coding region runs from base 152 to 922 and encodes 256 amino acids. The transcript is spliced from 3 exons.